AUGGCGGCGGCGGUGCAAGGCAGCGAAUGGUCUUGCGGCCGAUGCACCUUCCUGAACGCGGGGGCGGCGCCGCGCUGCUCCAUCUGUGAGGCGCCUCGCCAGAAGCCUGACCUAAACCAGAUCCUGAGGCUGAGCAGCACCGAAGAGCAGCAACGCUGGGCCUGCCCCCGCUGCACCCUCAACAACCCCCAGGGCUCCGGCGCCUGCACCAUCUGUGGCUUUGGACCCUCGCCAAGCACCCCCACACCGACCACAACCAUGGCCACCAUCGCCAAUGGCCUCGUGCCGCCGGAGACUCCCACGCCUGUCAUGACUCCCACGGUUCUCCUGGAGCCCCGCGGGCAGCAGCCGUCCAAGGAGGAGGCUCUGAGGAGGUCAGAGAGCAACGGGGAGGUGGGGGGCCCGGGUGGACCCGAGGGGCAGCAACACCAACACUUGGGCUGGGCGUGCCCGCGAUGCACACUUCAUAAUACUCCUGUUGCACUGUCGUGUUCGGCCUGCGGGGGACCAAGGAAACUGUCGCUGCCCAAGAUCCCCCCUGAGGCGUUGGUGGUGCCCGAAGUGCGCACGCCCGUGCUAGGGUUUCCCGUCCACGUGGCCCCUGUCCCCCCGCUCCUCAUUGACUUGACGGAUGACUCACCCACUGCAGCCGCCCCCUGCGAACCCCAGGAGCCCCCCCACAGCCACUUGCCCCCACCGCCACGCUCCUCCCCUUUCACGCCCUUCUCCUCUCUCCAGAACAACCCGGUGCCCCGCAGCAGGAGAGAGGUGCCCCCACCGGGGCGUCCGCCCAAUCCUAACCCCAAUGCCCCAAGCCCAACUUCUCCCUCCACGGCCUGCGUGCUGCCCCAGCACUGCCCUGCCCUCUGCCCUGCCAAGCCCAAGCACGCCCAGCCCCAGGAGCCCUCCUUCCCCAACAAGCGCCACAGCAUCCUGGAGGAAGAUGACGGCACCCACCCCCUUCCUUAUCACACCUCCCACACCCCCGUCACAUCGCCACCCACCUGGAAGUGCCAUGGAUGCUCCCUGCCCAACCUGAGCGACUCGUCCAAGUGCGAGGCAUGCCACUCGUCGCGGGCCGGCGCCGACCUCAUCGACCUGGUGGGCUGCGAGUCGGUGCGCUUCACGCCAGCAAACCCCUCCAGUCCGGACUCCAGCACCUGGGCCUGCUCCAAGUGUACCCUACGCAACCCCACCGGGAUGACCAAGUGCUCGGCCUGCUGCUCCUCCAAACUGCACGGCUUCCAGGAGCCUAGUUCUCACUGCUGCCCGCACUGCAGGCUCACCGGCCCCUGCUACUGCUCCUCAGCCUCCUCCACAUUGUCUUCUGGACACAAAGCCAGAAAACAGGCCCGGGUCUACCCCUCGCCCUCGGCCACCAACACCUCCUCCUCUUCUCCCUCAUCCUCGUCCUUCUCUUCCUCGUGCACACUGCUGCAGGAGAAGCAGUGGGGCUGUCCGGCGUGUACGCUGCUCAACGACACCAAAUCGAAGAACUGCGCGGCAUGCCACACGCCUCAGCAGUACCUGACACUGCGCAAGGUGGCCAAGCCGCUUAGGAGGAGGGAGAGCAUGCACGUGGAGGCGAGACGGCGCAACGACGAGGGCGAAGCCAAGGAACUCUGGGAGAACAUCACUACCUUCUGUCGAGAGAACGUGGUGAACUUCGUGGACGACAGCUUCCCCCCAGGCCCGUGUUCCGUGGGCUUCCCCGAGGGUGACAGCGUCCAGCAGCGAAUCAAAAAGUGGCUCCGCCCCCACGAGAUCAACUGCAACAACUUCAAGGACCGGGGUGUCAAAUGGUCCGUCUUCCGCACCCCGCGGCCUUCGGACAUCCUGCAAGGCCUGCUGGGAAACUGUUGGUUCCUUAGUGCGUUGGCGGUGCUGGCAGAGCGUCCAGAGCUGGUGGAGAGGGUGAUGAUCACCAGGGGCAUCUGCCAGGAGGGGGCUUACCAGGUCAGGCUGUGUAAGGAUGGUACCUGGAUAACCGUCCUAGUGGACGACAUGCUGCCCUGCGACGAGUAUGGAUACCUGCUCUUCUCCCAGGCCCAGCGUAAGCAACUCUGGGUGGCCCUGAUAGAGAAGGCCCUUGCCAAGCUCCACGGCUCCUACUUUGCCCUGCAGGCAGGGCGCGCCAUCGAGGGCCUGGCCACGCUGACAGGGGCACCGUGCGACUCCCUCAUGCUGCAGGUCAGCUCCACCAACCCCCGCGAGGAGCCCAUCGACACGGACCUCAUCUGGGCCAAGAUGCUCAGUUCCAAGGAGGCCGGGUUUCUGAUGGGGGCAUCAUGCGGAGGAGGGAACAUGAAGGUGGAUGAUGUGGUGUAUGAGUCGUUGGGCCUCCGCCCUCGCCAUGCCUACUCUAUCCUGGACGUGCGGGACGUACAGGGCUACAGACUUCUGCGGUUGAGGAACCCGUGGGGUCGCUUCUCGUGGAACGGCAGCUGGUCAGACGAGUGGCCUGAUUGGCCGCAGCUCCUCCGCCACGAGCUCAUGGCCCACGGCAGCAGCGAGGGCGUCUUCUGGAUGGAGUACGGAGACUUCAUCAAGUACUUUGACUCGGUGGACAUCUGUAAGAUCCAUUCGGAUUGGCAGGAGGUGCGGUUACAGGGCUGUUUCCCCAGCAGAGCCUUUGGUCCUGUUACGGUCACGGCCCUGACCGUUCUGGAGAGGACCGCGCUGGAGUUCGCCCUCUUCCAGGAGGGCAGCAGGCGGUCGGACACAGCAGACAGCCACCUGUUGGACCUGUGUAUCAUGGUGUUCAGGGCAUCGUUUGGCAGUGGCAACAAGUUGACCCUGGGCCGGCUGCUGGCCCACAGCAAGCGGGCCGUUAAGAAGUUUGUGGGCUGUGAAGUGAUGCUGGAGCCGGGCGAGUACGCCAUGGUGUGCUGCGCCUUUAACCACUGGCAGAUGAAUAUCAACGGAGUGGGGCUGCCCACACCAGUGUCGAGCCCCACAAGUGCACGGCGUCCCAGCCAAGACUUCCCAGGCUACAUUCUGGCCAUCUACAGCUCCCGUCAGGUGAUGGUGGAGCAGGUGGAGGCUACCGCUACCACGCUGGCCGACGCCAUCAUCCUACUGACCGAGAACAAGGGAGAGAGACACGAGGGUCGCGAGGGGAUGACAUGCUACUACCUGACCCACGGCUGGGCGGGACUGAUCGUGGUGGUGGAGAACCGCCACCCCAAGUACUACCUCCACGUGUCAUGUGACUGUACAGACAGCUUCAAUGUAGUGUCCACCCGCGGCAGCCUCAAGACCAUCGACAGUGUACCGCCUCUACACAGGCAGGUGCUGGUGGUGCUAUCCCAGUUGGAGGGUAAUGCAGGCUUCUCCAUCACCCACCGGCUGGCCCACCGCAAGGCCGCACAGGCAUCCCUAGGGGACUGGACCCCCACCAAGGCCACGCACAGCCCCCAGCUCACCCCCGACAUUGACGGCCUGCACCGGCCACGGCCCCUAUGA
Salvelinus namaycush (lake trout) is the source of this 3465-nucleotide messenger RNA. RefSeq names its product calpain-15-like. Lineage: Eukaryota; Metazoa; Chordata; Actinopteri; Salmoniformes; Salmonidae. Gene Ontology annotation, molecular function: calcium-dependent cysteine-type endopeptidase activity. The transcript has 11 exons. Gene Ontology annotation, cellular component: cytoplasm. The record is from RefSeq and is a predicted model, not a curated record. Gene Ontology annotation, biological process: proteolysis. Bases 1 to 3465 code for a protein of 1154 amino acids.